Magnolia sinica is the source of this 1208-nucleotide messenger RNA. Its product is annotated as probable LRR receptor-like serine/threonine-protein kinase At3g47570. NCBI's taxonomy places the organism in Eukaryota, Viridiplantae, Streptophyta, Magnoliopsida, Magnoliales, Magnoliaceae. Gene Ontology annotation, molecular function: protein kinase activity; ATP binding. The transcript has 2 exons. Gene Ontology annotation, biological process: protein phosphorylation. The coding region runs from base 114 to 1079 and encodes 321 amino acids. The record is from RefSeq and is a predicted model, not a curated record.
CAGUAAUUGGUGUUGUCCUGGUUCUUUCAUUAUCAUGUUUCUUUACCACUCUUUAUUAGGUAAGAAAGUGCAGAAGAAAACCUUUCACUGCACCUUCCACAGAGGAUCCUUCUAUGAACGUGUCUUAUGCGGAGCUCUUUAAAGCAACAGAUGGGUUCUCUUCUGACAAUUUGGUGGGCACUGGAAGUUUUGGUGCUGUAUAUAAAGGGAUUCUGGAUCGUGAUGCAACAAUGGUAGCAGUAAAAGCCUUCAACCUUCAACGACAAGGAGCUCUGCGGAGCUUCAUGGCCGAAUGUGAUGCCUUGAGAAACAUUAGGCUUCGGAAUCUUGUUAAGAUCUUGACUUGUUGCUCGAGCAUUGAUUUUAAGGGCAAUGAGUUUAAAGCUCUAGUUUAUGAGUACAUGCCCAAUGGAAGUCUAGACGAGUGGUUGCACAGUGAUGAUGAUGACCAGCUGAGAAAGAACUUGAAGUUUACUCAAAGGCUAAACAUAGUUGUAGAUAUGGCUUCUACACUGGAUUAUCCACACAAUGAUUGCCAAACAUCAAUCAUUCACCGAGAUCUAAAACCGAGCAACAUUCUUCUUGAUUAUGACAUGAUUGCUCAAGUGGGUGAUUUCGGCCUAGCCAGAUUCUUAUCUGAAGUUGCUAAUACUAGCUCAAUUGGGAUGAACGGAUCCAUUGGGUACAUCGCUCCAGAGUAUGCGAUGGCUAGUAAAGCAUCUACACAAGGAGAUGUCUACAGCUAUGGAAUCUUUUUAUUGGAGAUGAUCACUGGAAAGAGGCCAACUGAUGACAUGUUUAAGGACAAUCUAAGCCUUCAUCAUUUCGCUAAGUUGGCUUUGCCUGAUCAAGUAAUGAAGAUUGUUGAUCCACGACUGCUCAUAGAAGAAGCUGAAGUUACUCAAGGCAACAAAAAUCAUAUCAAUAUAAGAACUAGAAUGCAAGGCUGCUUGAUUUCACUGGUCAAAAUCAGUGUGUUAUGCUCCAAGGAAUCUCCAAGAGAACGAAUGCAGAUGAGAGAUGUUGUUGUAGAAAUGCAUACAGUCAAGGACCUGUAUCUCAGGGUCAAGAUUCACUGAGACAGAUAGGUUACAUUGCAAAUGUUAGAUCAAGGUUCAUCUUUUCUCAAUAAUUAUUAAGUUAUUAUUGGUAGCUAUGUUAAGAAAUAUUUCAAAAUAAGAUGAGCUCGUUGAAUACUUUUUAAACAA